AUGUCUGUGACAAGUUCUCAAUCUGGCAUUGAGGCAGAACCCGACGUCGAUAGUCAAGGUCAAAAUAUCGUGGAAACCGCUCAGUACUUCAUAAAAAAGACAGCUAGUCUCAAUAUUGUCAAGACCACUAUCCAGCCCAAUGGCCAAAUCAUUGAUUGGAUUCCCAUCGAGUCCCAGGGAGAGGUAGCUUCCCCUCCACCUCUCCCUGCAUUACCUUCCCGUCGAUCUACCAAUGCCAAAGACGACUCCGAGUCCUGGAAAACAAAUCGCCCUCUCUUCCUACUAGAACAACCAGGUUCCGAGAAAGGCCCCGGUGGAACGGUGCCCAUCCUGCGACAAGACCUGAAUCUCAUAAGUGGUAAACAAACCCUAGUGCAACGACUAAGCAAGCCACCAUUGCCUCCAGGCAAAAAAGAAGACCAAACUGCAUGGCCACACUGGUACGCAAGUACAGGCCAGUCAGUGAAUAACCUCGGCACCAAUGGAGGGGUCAGUUGCUACAAAGCCGCCGUCCAAAAUCUGGCAGAUUUCUCACUGCUCCAAACGGCGGUUAUCAAGAACAACGUUCCCAUUCUAGGCCAUCCCUCCGCAUCCUGUGUUCAAACAGUCGAGGUUGGAUGGAUCAAUUAUCCAGCCCAAGUCGCCGAGCCCCAUCUCUUCACCUUCUUCAACACAAACGGCUAUACUGAAAUUGCAGACUAUAAGGGAGGCUGGAAUACCGAUGUCAAGGGGUGGGUGCAGUACGAUAAUACGAUUUUCCCAGGAACAGUGCUUACACCUCUCUGCGUUGAUGGCGGCUCACAAACUGAAUUGCCUAUUCAAGUCCAACUGCACCAGGGUAAUUGGUGGGUGUUGAUUCUUGAUCGCUGGAUCGGAUACUAUCCCGCUUCUCUGUUCAGCAAUAACGUGGACGAUCCGGCUCGGACCCUUGCGCAAGGUAGUGACCAGAUCGACUGGUAUGGGGAAAUAUAUCAGACUGAUGUGGACUUGACUACGACUGAUAUGGGUAGUGGGCAGUGGCCGUCGACUGGGUAG
Molecule: messenger RNA, 1035 nt
Organism: Penicillium cataractarum
Lineage: Eukaryota; Fungi; Ascomycota; Eurotiomycetes; Eurotiales; Aspergillaceae
Product: neprosin family prolyl endopeptidase
Exons: 1
Coding region: 1-1035 (344 amino acids)
Source: RefSeq, a predicted model, not a curated record